Molecule: messenger RNA, 961 nt
Organism: Antrostomus carolinensis (chuck-will's-widow)
Lineage: Eukaryota; Metazoa; Chordata; Aves; Caprimulgiformes; Caprimulgidae
Product: bromodomain-containing protein 9-like
Exons: 9
Biological process (GO): regulation of transcription by RNA polymerase II
Cellular component (GO): nucleus
Source: RefSeq, a predicted model, not a curated record
AUUGGGUACCUGAAAAAAAAUGGAGAUGGAACUUUAUUAUUUAGCGUAGUAAAUUCGUCUGAUCCAGAAGCAGAAGAGGAAGAGACUCACCCAGUGGAUCUGAGUUCACUGUCAAGCAAAUUAUUACCUGGCUUCACUACACUGGGCUUUAAAGAUGAACGAAGAAAUAAAGUAACCUUUCUUACAAGUGCAAGUACAGCACCUUCCAUGCAGAACAACUCUAUAUUUCAUGAUUUGAAAUCAGAUGAAAUGGAACUCUUGUACUCAGCGUAUGGUGAUGAAACUGGGAUACAGUGUGCCUUAAGCUUACAAGAAUUUGUCAAGGAUGCUGGAAGUUACAGCAAGAAAAUAGUAGAUGAUCUUCUGGACCAGAUCACUAGUGGAGAUCAUUCCAAAACUAUUUAUCAGCUAAAGCAGAGGCGAAACAUCCCAGUAAAACCACUGGAUGAAGUUAAAGUUCUGCCAGUUCUCAUAAAAGAAGAACACAAGUUGCGUAAUACCUGUCCGGAUUCUUCCAAACAGAUUAUGGUUGGAGAAUCUGCCGGAGAUAGUAACACUUCUGACUUGGACUUUCUCUCUAUGAAACCAUAUUCAGAUGUCUCUCUUGAUAUUUCUAUGCUAAGUUCAUUAGGGAAAGUGAAGAAGGAGCUUGAUCAUGAUGAUAACCAUUUACAUCUGGAUGAAACAACGAAGCUGCUGCAGGACCUUCAUGAAGCUCAGGCAGACAGAGUGGGAUCCCGGCCAUCAUCCAAUUUGAGUUCCCUCUCCAAUACUUCUGAAAGAGACCAGCAUCAUCUCGGAAGCCCUUCUCAUCUGAGUGUUGGAGAACAGCAAGACAUGGUUCACGAUCCUUAUGAAUUUCUUCAGUCUCCAGAAACCUCAAAUGCCACUACUAACUAAUCUGAUGUGUACUAUACAUAUUUUGUAUUUUAAUUGUAUUAUGUUUUUAUAAAGUUUCUGU